Conger conger (European conger) is the source of this 960-nucleotide messenger RNA. Its product is annotated as ADP-ribosylation factor-like protein 13B. The annotation marks the transcript as partial. The transcript has 8 exons. The record is from RefSeq and is a predicted model, not a curated record. NCBI's taxonomy places the organism in Eukaryota, Metazoa, Chordata, Actinopteri, Anguilliformes, Congridae. Gene Ontology annotation, molecular function: GTPase activity; GTP binding. Gene Ontology annotation, biological process: receptor localization to non-motile cilium; non-motile cilium assembly. Gene Ontology annotation, cellular component: ciliary membrane; non-motile cilium.
AUUGACAUCCUGAUGGAGAGCUGUUGGAGUUUUCUAAGACAAUGUGGAAGGCCUAGAAGGAAAGUAACAUUGGCCAUUCUGGGACUUGAUAAUGCUGGGAAAACUGCGACAAUAAGGAGCAUUCAAGGAGAAAACCCGGAAGAUGUAUCCCCUACUGUGGGAUUUUCUGCCGUGGACCUGAAACAGGGACAGUAUGACGUGUCCAUGUUUGACCUUGGCGGGGGAGAGGGUAUUCGCGACAUCUGGAAGCACUACUUUGCCGAGUCUCAUGCUGUGAUGUUUGUGGUGGACUCCAGUGAUGUCCAGCGCAUGAACGAAGCCAAGGAAUCACUGGCCAAAGUGUUAAGACACCCUUGCAUCGCUGGGAAGCCAGUUCUUCUCCUGGCAAACAAACAGGACAGAGAAGGAGCCCUACGUGAGGUGGAUAUCAUAGAUCAUCUGUCCCUGGAGACGCUUGUGAACCAGAACAAAUGCCUCUCUAAAAUAGUGCCGUGUUCUGCUGUGAAAACCAUUGGGAAAAAGGCCAUUCAGAGUGGACUGCAGUGGCUUCUGAAGACUGUAGCCAAUUGCUAUGACUUGAUCAGUGAGCGUGUGCAGAAGGAUACGGUGGAGCAGAGAGAGCAGGAAGAGAAGGAGAGGAGAGAACGGGCAGAAAGGGUGCGCCUGGUUCGAGAGGAGAGGGAAAGGAGAGAGCUGGAGGAGGCUGAACUAGAGGAUAAGUCUGCAGAACCGGAGCAGGAGGCCGGCAUCAAUGGCGAUCCUUUCCAACCGAUUGGAGCCGUCAUCUCAGUGAUGAUAGUGAAGAAGACAGAGAGCAAGAAUGAUAGUGCAGAGAAGAUUGAGCAAGCUUCAGCAGACCCCAUUCCAAAGAAGAAGAGGAAGCUGUUCUUCUGGAGGAAGAAUAGAGUGGUGCCCUUCACACCAGAUGACGGCACUCAAAUGCAGCGCCAUUGCGUCUGA